Molecule: messenger RNA, 4002 nt
Organism: Oncorhynchus masou masou (cherry salmon)
Lineage: Eukaryota; Metazoa; Chordata; Actinopteri; Salmoniformes; Salmonidae
Product: rod cGMP-specific 3',5'-cyclic phosphodiesterase subunit alpha-like
Exons: 22
Coding region: 1-2580 (859 amino acids)
Biological process (GO): signal transduction; retina development in camera-type eye
Cellular component (GO): photoreceptor outer segment membrane
Molecular function (GO): 3',5'-cyclic-nucleotide phosphodiesterase activity; protein binding
Source: RefSeq, a predicted model, not a curated record
AUGGCAGCCGUGGACAAAGACGUGGCUGAGAAGUUUCUGGACAGCAACCCUGACUUUGCCAAGCAGUACUACGAUACCAAGUUCCGCCCGAAGGUCAUCUCGGACCUUUUCAAAGACAACAAGACUUCCCAGGUGAACACCAGCAGCUUCCACGAGCUGAGCACAGUGGAGGAGAGUGAGAUCAUAUUUGACAUGGUCAGAGACCUGCAGGACAACAUCCAAAUGGAGAAGGCUAUCUUCAACUUCAUGAAACAUCUCAGCUUCAUGAUACGGUCAGAGAAGAUGAGCCUGUUCAUGUACCGGAUGCGUAACGGCACGGCCGAGCUGGCCACGAGACUCUUCAACGUGCACAAGGACGCCACCUUGGAGGAGUGCCUGGUCCAGCCAGACAGUGAGAUAGUCUUUCCUAUGGACAUCGGCAUUGUGGGCCAUGUGGCCACCACAAAGAAGACUGUCAACAUCCCAGAUGUCUCAGAGAGCAGCCACUACAGUGACUUUGUGGACCAGAUCCAAGAAUACCAGACCAAGAGUGUCUUGGCUACCCCCAUCAUGAACGGCAAGGACAUGGUGGCUGUUAUGAUGGCUGUGAACAAGAUUGGAGCUCCACACUUCACUAAGCAGGAUGAGGAGACUCUGUUGAAGUAUCUCAACUUUGCCAACCUGAUCCUAAGAGUGUUCCAUUUGAGCUACCUUCACAACUGUGAGACCAGAAGAGGACAGGUCCUGCUCUGGUCUGCCAGCAAAGUGUUUGAGGAGAUGACAGAUAUUGAGAGACAGUUCCACAAGGCCCUCUAUACCAUCAGGGAGUUCCUUAACUGUGAACGUUACUCUGUUGGCCUCCUGGACAUGACCAAGACUAAGGAAUUCUAUGACCUUUGGCCUGUGCUAAUGGGAGAAGUGCCUCAAUACGAUGGACCCAAGACUCCUGAUGGCAGAGAAAUAAACUUCUACAAAGUGAUUGACUACAUUUUACAUGGAAAAGAGGAGAUCAAAGUUUUACCCAACCCUGCUCCGGACCACUGGGCUCUGGUCAGUGGCCUGCCCACCUACGUGGCUAAGGAGGGACUGAUCUGUAACAUUAUGAACGCGGCACAAGAUGACUUCUUCAGCUUCCAAAAAGGGCCCGUGGAUAGCUCCGGCUGGAUCAUUAAGAACGUCCUGUCCCUCCCCAUCGUGAAUAAGAAAGAGGAAAUAGUUGCAGUAGCCACCUUCUACAACAGGAAAGAUGGGAAACCCUUUGACGAGCAGGAUGAAACUCUGAUGGAGUCUCUCACCCAGUUCCUUGGCUGGUCUGUGCUCAACACAGACACCUAUGACAAGUGGAACAAGCUGGAGAACAGGAAGGACAUCUUCCAGGACAUGGUGCUGUACCACAUCAAGUGCAGGACGGAUGAGACCCAGAAUGUAUUGAAUACCAGGGAUAGGUAUGGAAAGGAACCACAUGAGUGUGAGGAGGUGGAACUGGAAGCAAUCCUGUCGGAAGUUCUACCACCCUCUUCCAAGUCGGAGCUCUUUGAGUUUCACUUCUGUGACUUUGAGCACAGUCAUCUCGACCUGGUCAAGUUAGGCAUUAAGAUGUACUAUGAGUUGGGAGUGGUGGACAAGUUCCACGUCCCCCGUGAGACCCUCACCAGGUUCUGUUACUCCCUCAGUAAGGGCUACAGGCAGAUCACCUACCACAACUGGAGUCAUGGCUUCAACGUGGGCCAGACCAUGUUCACUCUGCUGAUGACAGGUGACCUGAAGCGUUACUACACAGAGCUAGAGACCAUGGCCAUGGUAACAGCCGGCUUAUGCCACGAUGUCGACCACAGAGGCACCAACAACCUCUACCAGAUGAAGUCUGGAAACCCUCUCGCAAAGCUCCACGGUUCCUCCAUCCUGGAGAGACACCAUCUGGAGACUGGGAAGACCCUGCUGAGAGACCCUGCCUUAAAUAUUUAUCAGAAUCUCAGUCGUGCUCAGCACGAGCAUGUCAUUCAUCUGAUGGACAUCGCCAUCAUCGCCACUGACCUCGCUCUCUACUUUAAGAAAAGAACCAUGUUCCAGAAGAUCGUGGACCAAUCGAAGACCUACGAGACCUGGGAUGAGUGGACCAAGUACAUGACGCAGCAGACCACUCGCAAGGAGAUAGUCAUGGCUAUGAUGAUGACGGCCUGCGAUCUGUCUGCUAUUGCCAAACCAUGGGACAUCCAGAGCAAGGUGGCGCUGUCUGUGGCUGCAGAGUUCUGGGAGCAGGGUGACCUGGAGAGGACUGUACUGGAACAGCAGCCUAUUCCCAUGAUGGACAGGACUAAGUCAGCUGAUCUUCCCAAGAUGCAGUGUGGUUUCAUCGAUUUUGUCUGUGCUUUUGUGUACAAGGAGUUCUCCCGUUUCCAUGUGGAGAUCACUCCCAUGCUGGACCGGCUGCUGAACAACAGGAAGGAGUGGAAUGCUCUGAAGGAGAUACACGAAGCUAAGCUGGCUGCUCUGGAGGAGGCCAAGACAGUCAAGGAGGAGGCAGCUGUUACAGCCACUGCAGCCAAGCAGGCGAGUGCAGCUGAAGCAGCGCCCCAGUCAAAGACCUGUGUUGUCAACUAGACUUGAGACAUAACAGUCCUGGACCAAAGUGACUGUACCAAGACAGGAGUAUUACGUUCCUGUACCAGAUAUCGGUGUACUAGAGCUGGUUAGCAUUAGCCUAGCGUAGCCUUACAGUAUGCUGAACUUGAGCCGGUUAGCAUUAACUUAGUAUACCCUUACAGUAUACUGAACAAGAGCCAGUUAGCAUUAGUUUAGCAUAGACUUACAGUAUACAUAACUCGUACCAAUUAGCAUUAGCUUAGCAUUACAGUAUACAUAACUAGAGCCGGAUAGCAUUAGCUUAGCAUAGCCUUACAGUAUACUGCACUGUGCUGUACAUUGACCUAUAUAUGGUACCAAGCCAGAGGAUCCACAGGAUGAAGCAGUUCAUGGACAAAUUCAAACACAGCCCAUUCCUGUGCAACAAAUGUAAAUAUUUAGGUAUUUUAUUGGAAUUUACCAUGUACUUACACACUCAUUAAUUUGGCAAUGUGAAAUUGACUUCCUUAGAAAUACGGAAUUCAGUUAGCAAAAAAAGGUUGGGUAUCAUUUCCAUAGGCUAAACAUACACUGUAUUCUGAAAGUAUUCAGACCCCUUGACUUUUGCCACAUGUUGAUAUGUUACAGACUUAUUCUAAAAUGUUUAAAAUUACAUGUUUUUCCUCAUUAAUCUACACAAAAAUGUCUACAGCAUUGAAGGUCCCCAAGAACACAGUGGCCUCCAAAAUUCUUAAAUCGAAGAAGUUUGGAACCACCAAGACUCUUCCUAGAGGUGGCUGCCCGGCCAAACUGAGCAAUUGGGGGAGAAGGGCCUUGGUCAGGGAGGUGACCAAGAACCCGAUGGUCACUCUGACAGAGUUGCAGAGUUCCUCUGUGGAGAUGGGAGAACCUUCCAGAAGGACAACCAUCUCUGCAGCACUCCACAAAACAGGACUUUAUGGUAGAGUGGCCAGACGGAAGCCACUCCCCAGUAAAAGGCACAAGACAACACGCUUGGAGUUUGCCAAAAGGCACAUUAAGACUGUCAGACCACUCUAUUUGGGACAAGUCUCUGAAUGUCCUUGAGUGGCCCAGCCAGAGCCCGGAUUGAACCCAAUCAAACAUAUCUGGAGAGAGCUGAAAAUAGCGACACUUCCCAUCCAACCUGACAGAGCUUGAGAGGAUCUGUAGAGAAGAAUGGGAGAAACUCCCAAAAUACAGGUGUGCCAAGCCUGUAGGGUCAUACCAAAGAAGACACGAGGCUGUAAUCACUGCCAAAGGUGCUUCAAUAAAGUACCGAGUAAAGGGUCUGAAAACUUAUGUAAAUGUUAUAUUUCAGUUUUUAAAUUUAAUACAUUUGCAAAAAUGUUUCAACAGUUUUUGCUUUGUCAUUAUGGGUUAUUGUAUGUAGAUUGAUGAGGGGAAAAAAACAUUUUAUCCAUUUAAGAAUAAGGCUGUAAC